AUGGCUGCAAAAUCCCUGAACCUCGUGGCGGAGAUGCAAGGGCUGGGCGGUGGCAGCGCUGCCUCCGCCGCGCCCGCUAUCGGUGACGAUGCGGCCACGCAAGUUAUUACAGAGACUUUCUUCAAUGCCGAGAAGCAUUUAACCACGCUUGAUCCAGUGGAACCAGGGCCCGCCCACACGCUCGAGAAACGUCCAGACUUCGUGGUGGGGGGCUUCGCCACGGGCGCCAUGGAGGAUUUGUUAGUGAAGAAGCCUGGCGAGAAGUUCAUGGCUGUCUUGCACGGCCUACACGUGGCCAGCGCCAAGAGUAAGUUCUGGGUGGCGAAAGUAUUGCUGUUUCUGGACGGCAGCAAGGGCUUCAGCACGCCCUCUGUGCAGGAAUGCAUGGACUAUAGAGCUACAGUUCUCGAGAGGCACCCGGAUUUCAAGAUCAUAGGCUGGGCUAGAUGCUGCCACGAUGCCUCAGUUUGCGAGGAAGACUUGGUCUUCCAGGCGGACUUCCAGCUCGUGGACCCCGAGGUGAUUGGAAUUGUGUUUGGCGGUGGCUCUCGCAUCGAUUUUUUCCAAGUCGACGAUUCCGUGCAGCCCGUGGCCCAGAAACCCGUGAAGGUCAAGCUGGAGACGAGGGGUGCUCACGCGAGGGGAAGAGUGCUACACACGAACGCGGUCACCGAUCCCAUACACGAGUUGGACAAAUGCUUGGAUAGGCUGACUAGCAUGGAGUGGCUGCUCGCCUCCAAAGCUGCACUCGCCAAGAAGAGG
Molecule: messenger RNA, 762 nt
Organism: Prorocentrum cordatum
Lineage: Eukaryota; Dinophyceae; Prorocentrales; Prorocentraceae
Source: the annotation of a GenBank genome assembly